ACAAACGCAAACAGUUUCAAAGUCCACAAGCGUGAACACAAUGUCAGGUGUAACAUUACAUUAGUCACUCAAGGUUCACGAUGAAAUUGUGCAUUCUACUGUAACGUUACGGUACUUGCAUCGUAAAGCCUGUGAAAUUAGUACACACUUUGUCAAAACAUCAGUGACAGAUGGUGGAUCACACAAAGAUGGCCCAUCAGUGGAACUGCUGUUGGCUCUUUUAAGACUUGUGAUGACUCAAGGAAAGCAAUACACAAAGCUGAUCACCUUUAAUGGUGACAUCCUUUCAUUUCGGUGCAGAAACUCCCAUCAAGAUGGCGACAGUCGGAAGAAAUCAGAGCUCACAUGUCUGAGGUUGACAUUCACAAAGGAAACAAACUGUUUUACGUCACGGCAUGGGGACACACCUAUAUACAAGGACAGCUCUGCAGAUGUAGAUGUAGUUUGUUGCUCCACAGCUUUAGAUGUGAGAAAGAAAAUUGUGGUGCCUUGCCUUUUGCUAAGACUAUGGAAGCCGAAAUUGUCUUGUUACAAGUAUAAACUCAUCACAUUGACAAGCCCUACUAAAGCAGAGCUCCAUGUGGAAUUUAACUCCCAGUAUGAACUGCAAGAUGGUGUCACAAUAUUCCAAGGCCCCACUGUUCUAUGGACACAUGAGAACAUAGUACAUUAUGCAUCAGCACAGACCAGCAAAGUCAGAAGUAUUGCUGUUCAGAUGUCUGUUGUUUUUUUGGGAGAGUUAUGCAGUGAUGUGAUUGUAUUAGGCUCACAAAUACAUUCAAAGGAAGAAGUGAAUGGUCAAAUCAGUGUUUGUAAAGAUAACAAAAUAGUUGGUUACUCAGUUGAGGAUGAAAAGGUGAUCAACGGAACAUGCAUUAUUCCAAAUACAUACAGUUCUGUCGUACAGUGUUCUCUGGUGGUUUCUGCAGAGGAGGUCAAAGGGCACAUGAAAGUGAACAUGGUGGUAGCCACAAAUAAAAAACAGUUGGUCUGUUUUGAGAAUGGAAAACUCAAAGAAGUCUGCCAAUUGCCAUUUGAAGAACCUGAAUGCAUCAAGAUGGCCACCAUUGGGAACAGUGGGCUAGUGUUCGUUGUCUCUUUCAACCAAGGAAAUGUGUGUGCUGUUUGGAAAGACACAUUUCAGGUUGCGGCCUGUUGGUCUGGUGUGAGUUCAGUACUCAUUGAUGACUUUGUUGGCUAUGGGACUGACCAGAUCCUCCUGGUGUUUCAUGACCAGAAUCCCGCUGACACCGUAACAAACUUCAUUAUGACAGACCUCUGUGGCACAAUGUACUCUUGUGGCCGUGGCGAGAUCAGUGAGGAAUCUGAAACUUCAGAUGCUGCUCAAGGAAAUUACCUUUGCACCAUACAAGCAUUAGAAUCCAGACUACAGAGUGGCCUGACCUUGCUCCAAGACCUUCAGAGAGAUGUUGAUGUCAAAGAGAGGGUGCUUCUGCAGUCCACUGAUGCUCUGGCAGAUUUGGUGUCUGGAAGAGAGCACAUCAUAUCAAAGACAGAACAGGAAGGUUUGGUGUCGCUGUGGGAAGAUGCUGAUGAGGGAGAGGAGGCGCUGCAGGAGGAGAGGAUGCAGCCUGAGUCAGAGCAGCAGCCCUUUCUGGUGGAGAAACUCUGGCACCGAGUCAUUGAAGACUGCCUGGUUGUAGGAGUGCUCUUAACAAAAGAAGAUGCCAUAUUGCUUGAGAGUGCCUCUAUCUCCCUACUACUGGAGACCGCUCAGGGCCAGGCUGCCACAGUUAUCCAGACCCAGAGUCGUGCCCACUGGGUCCCUGCCACCCACCCCUCGUCUCCUCCCGAGCCUGUGGCCAAGAGGAGGAGGCCGGACCAGGCGGAGGGCAGCAGCUGGAGUGGCGGUGGAGGCAUGCUGAAGAAGCUGGCGCUGACCGCCGUCUGUGAGCUGACCCCUCUUCUGACCUGUGGUCCUGUCAAAUGCCCUGUCAUGCUCCAUUACGUCCUCAAAGAGGUGUCACCAGCUUGUGUCAGGCCCCAGGGUCCAAAGGGACUCCAGUGUGGACAGAUCUCCCUCAGCAUGACAGAUGUGUUCCAGCCCAGCCCGCUGCACGCUGCAGCCCACAGAGAUGAAUCUAGAGAGGACCUUCUAAGCCUCUUGGCAUUCUUGGACUCAUGGUCCUUCCAGAUCUACUCCCCAGACCACACCCUGUGUGAUGUGAGCCAGUGGUUGCAGGAAGCAUUGGGGUGUGAGAAAGUGGAGAGAAGUCCCCAGUACCUUCUGUCCAACUCAGCAGGACCAUCUGCUGCUCUGGUCUUUCACUGGCAACAGACGAGCCCCUUCUUGGGAGAACUGGUCAUCUAUUGCAGAGGCCAGUUUGCUCUGCUCAGAUUUCUGCACUCUCUGUGUGACUUCCUCCCAGCCUCCUACCACAUCCAGCCCCUGAGGAAGGACCGAUCAGGGGUGCGGGCUCAGGAUGUGGGCUGCUCCCUGGAGAAUGAGGCGCUGGCCCUGAGGGAUGGACUGUCCAGCCUCCUCACUGCCUGCCAGAGGAGGGGGAGCAGCGGGGGGCCAGGAGGAGAAGGAGCAGCCCCAGCCCCGGCUCCGCCAGCGGUGGACGAGCUCCAGAGACGGCGAGAGGAGUGGCACAGGGACAUUGAGGGGAGCAAGAGGAGGGUGGGCCCCCUUGUGGUGAUGGAGCGCUAUUGCUCGUUGGUCGAGAGUGUGCUUCAGGUUCAGAAGCAGGUGGACGUAGACGUGCUCCUGGGAUCAGAGGCCAGAUCUGUAUUCGCUUCAUAGUGUCGCCCUCUUACUGAUGAGUUUGAGGUUUCUCACACAAACAACGGCAUGAACUGUCCUGUACUCCACACGGCAGCACUUUUACUCCGUUUAACUGGGACGCAGUAGAGAGAGAGAGAGAGCUCAGCCACUGCGGUGCUGUUUGUCCGAAUCCUUUCAGAAAAGUCUCUUUGGCCCCUUCAUGUGAUCUUGAGUGAAUGCUGGGUAUUCUCCUGGUACUCCGUCCAACCUGGUGGGGGGGAUGUUUGCGGUGGUGACAUUCACCUGGAAGAGCUCUCUGCAGACAGACCGCCCCUGGGGAGCCAGACUAAUGCACUGCUGCCGUCGCCCCCUCUGAUGAACUUCUCAUGGGGUUCACACCUCUAACAUUUUGGUGACAUUCGUCAGCCACACUCCCUCGCCCCAGCCCUCUGGCAUCUGCAGAUGGCUUGUGUGUGUUUGUGUGAAGCCCUCUGGGAACGCCACUGUUCCUUUCAUAAGCAGCGCUAGCUCCUUUGUCUCUGCCUUGUGUUUUAGAAUAAAGCUUUAGUGCUCUGUG
Molecule: messenger RNA, 3305 nt
Organism: Alosa sapidissima (American shad)
Lineage: Eukaryota; Metazoa; Chordata; Actinopteri; Clupeiformes; Clupeidae
Gene: fancb
Product: FA complementation group B
Exons: 9
Coding region: 233-2767 (844 amino acids)
Biological process (GO): interstrand cross-link repair; replication-born double-strand break repair via sister chromatid exchange; negative regulation of double-strand break repair via homologous recombination
Cellular component (GO): Fanconi anaemia nuclear complex
Source: RefSeq, a predicted model, not a curated record